Messenger RNA from Acanthopagrus latus (yellowfin seabream), 1746 nucleotides. Its product is annotated as glycine-rich cell wall structural protein-like. The record is from RefSeq and is a predicted model, not a curated record. The transcript has 4 exons. Lineage: Eukaryota; Metazoa; Chordata; Actinopteri; Spariformes; Sparidae. Bases 93 to 1595 code for a protein of 500 amino acids.
GCUGAUCGGCAACAAGUGUGCCACCUGCUUGAGAGGUUUUUUUCAGACCCAAUGUGUGUCACAGGUAACAUUUCCUGUUGGUGACUGAUGUGAUGGGAGCCAUGUGGGCCUUCUUUGUUUGUCUCCUGACUGUUUGGCUUGCCAAAGGCUCUUGUUUGCCAGUUGGUGGGACAAAUAAAAAAAAUGAGCAUGUGCUUCAGAGGAAGAUGGAAGAUUUGUCUCCCAAUGAGCUCUCAUUAAAGAAGGCCAUUGCACUUCUCCAGUCAAUGGAGUCCAUGUUGGGGCAGCAAGAAGCUAAAGAAGAACAACUGGAAACCAAUGAUUUGGAAGCUGAGUCAUCAGUUGGCCACGUGAAACCUGAGCAGAAGAAAGAUGUCCCCGUAGGCAAGGCUGUGAACAGCGGCACCUUUGCCUUCACCUUCACCUUCCCUGCAGGCAGCAGAGCAAGCAACAGCAACAGCCGCAGCACAGCCAAUGAUGGCGGCAGCAGCGGAAAUGACUAUGGCGGCAGCAUGUUCGGCGGCUCGUUUCCCGGCAUCUUUGGCGCCAUCUUCCCUGCUAGCUACGGCAACGGCGGCAUGUCCGUCGGCUACGGCAACGGCGGCAUGUCCGCCGGCUACGGCAACGGCGGCAUGUCCGUCGGCUACGGCAACGGCGGCAUGUCCGCAAGCUAUGGCAACAGGGGCAUCUCCGUUGGCAAUGGCAACGGCAACAGGGGCAUCUCCGCCGGCAAUGGCAACGGCAACAGCGGCAUCUCCGCCGGCAAUGGCAACGGCAACAGCGGCAUCUCCGCCGGCAAUGGCAACGGCAACAGCGGCAUCUCCGCCGGCAAUGGCAACUUCAACGGCGGCAUCUCCACCGGCAACGGUGGCAACGGUAACCGCGGCAUCUCUGCCGGCAAUGGCAAUGGCAACAGCGGCAUCUUUGCCGGCAAUGGCAAUGGCAACAGUGGCAUCUCUGCCGGCAAUGGCAAUGGCAACAGCGGCAUCUCUGCCGGCAAUGGCAAUGGCAACGGCGGCAUCUUUGCCGGCAAUGGCGAGGGCAACGGCGGCAUCUUUGCCGGCAAUGGCAACGGUAACCGCGGCAUCUCUGCCGGCAAUGGCAAUGGCAACAGCGGCAUCUUUGCCGGCAAUGGCAAUGGCAACAGUGGCAUCUCUGCCGGCAAUGGCAAUGGCAACAGCGGCAUCUCUGCCGGCAAUGGCAAUGGCAACGGCGGCAUCUUUGCCGGCAAUGGCGAGGGCAACGGCGGCAUCUUUGCCGGCAAUGGCGAGGGCAACGGCGGCAUCUUUGCCGGCAAUGGCAACAGGAACAGCGGCAUCUUUGCCGGCAAUGGCGAGGGCAACGGCGGCAUCUUUGCCGGCAACGGUGAGGGCAACGGCGGCAUCUUCGCCGGCAACGGUGAGGGCAAUGGGAAUGGUGGCAUCUCUGCUGGCAAUGGCGAGAGUCAUGGUGGCAGCAACUUCCUCCCCACCGGUUUUGGCAACUUCGCAGGCGACAGCAACGGCAGCAGCAGUUUCAUCAACGGCAGUGCAGCUGACGGUGAUGGCAUCAUCGCUAGCAACAGCAGCAUCUUCACAGAGUCAUCCUCGCUUUAGAUCUUGGGACCCCAGAGCUGAUCACAAACUCCUGUAACCACAAUGAUAAGUCCGGAGUAGGUUUGCAGAAUCAUGCAAGAGUUCGGUUGAAGAUAUUUCUGUACAUCAAAGUUUUCUCUGCUUUAAAUAAAACUCUUAACUGAUAUGUUUA